Rhinolophus ferrumequinum (greater horseshoe bat) is the source of this 4393-nucleotide messenger RNA. RefSeq names its product ATM interactor (gene ATMIN). Bases 28 to 2493 code for a protein of 821 amino acids. Gene Ontology annotation, molecular function: transcription cis-regulatory region binding; DNA-binding transcription factor activity, RNA polymerase II-specific. Gene Ontology annotation, biological process: regulation of transcription by RNA polymerase II. The transcript is spliced from 4 exons. The record is from RefSeq and is a predicted model, not a curated record. Gene Ontology annotation, cellular component: nucleus. Lineage: Eukaryota; Metazoa; Chordata; Mammalia; Chiroptera; Rhinolophidae.
GCUGGGCCCGGCUGCUGUGCGGGAGCCAUGGCGGCCUUUGAGGCGGCGGCGGCGGGUCCCGCGGCUCUGGCCUCGGAUGCCCCGGCCGUCCCAGCGGCCGCGAGGGGAGCCGCCGCCGCCUCGGACCUUUGGGGACCCCCAGGACGGCUGAGGGGCAGCCGGCCGCGGCACUCGGCGGCAAGGCAGCAGCCCGCGGGUCCGGCGCCGCCGGCCCGGGAGCUGAUCCAGCCGUCGGUGAGCGAGCUGUCCCGGGCUGUGCGGACCAACAUUUUGUGCACUGUGCGUGGCUGCGGCAAGAUCCUGCCCAACAGCCCCGCGCUCAACAUGCACCUGGUCAAGAGCCACCGCCUGCAGGAUGGCAUAGUAAAUCCAACAAUAAGAAAAGAUUUGAAAACUGUACCGAAAUUCUACUGUUGUCCAAUUGAAGGAUGCCCUAGAGGCCCUGACAGACCAUUUUCUCAAUUUUCUCUCGUAAAACAGCACUUUAUGAAAAUGCACGCGGAAAAGAAGCAUAAAUGUAGUAAAUGCAGCAAUUCAUAUGGCACUGAGUGGGACUUGAAAAGACACGCAGAGGAUUGUGGCAAGACCUUCCAGUGCACGUGUGGCUGUCCCUAUGCCAGUAGAACUGCGUUACAGUCCCACAUCUACCGAACUGGCCAUGAGAUCCCUGCAGAGCACAGGGAUCCACCUAGUAAGAAAAAGAAAAUGGAAAACUGCCUGCACAACCAGAAGUUGUCCAGUAAGACCAUUGAAUCAGUGAGUAACCAACCAACCCCAAGACCAGACCCUCAAGAAUUAGAAACUUCAGAAAUAAAGCUAGUAGCUUCUUUUGAAGACUCUUGCGGCUCCACUGCCAGAAAGCAGACUCUUACAACAGCAACAAGAUAUCCUCAGAAGUUGCUUUUGCCAAAGCCCAAAGUGGCUCUGGUUAAACUGCCCGUCAUGCAGUUUUCUCCUGUGCCUGUGUUUGUGCCUACAGCUGACUCCUCGGCCCAGCCUGUGGUGUUAGGUGUCGAUCAUCAGGGCUCUGCCCCAGGUGCUGUGCACUUACUGCCCUUGUCAAUAGGAACCCUGAUCUUCGGCCUUGAUUCAGACGCCUGCUCUCUUAAGGAGAGCCUCCCGCUUUCAAAAAUUGUAAAUCCUGUUGCUGUUGAGCCAAUUAGUACAGGUGUUCAAGUGAACUUGGGUAAAACUUCGUCUAAUUCUUUACAAGAACUAGGGGACACAUGUCAAAAGAACAGCAUUUCUUCCAUCAAUGUACAGACAGAUCUGUCUUAUGCCACACAACACUUUAUACCUUCUGCACAGUGGGUGAGCCCUGAUUCCUCUGUGUCGUCUUGUUCUCAAACUGAUUUGACGUUUGGUUCUCAAGUUUCCCUUCCCAUUAGUGUUCAUACUCAAACCUUUUUGCCAAGUUCUAAGGUAACUUCAUCUAUAGCUGCUCAGACUGAUGCGCUUUUAGAUGCUUGUUUCCAGUCAGGUGGAAUCUCCAGAGAAACUCAAACCAGUGGAAUGCAGAGUCCAACAGAGGACCGAGUACAGAUGGACCAAGCUGUAAUGUGUGGAGACAUUUUUGAGAGUGUCCAUUCAUCAUUCGGUGUUUCUACAGACAAUAUUAUAAGCAGCAGCUUAGUAGCAGAGACUGUAACUCAUGAUUUGUUACCUCAGAGCCACCCUAAGACUUUAAAUCAAGAUAUUGAGAAAUCUGCACCAAUUAUAAACUUCAGUGCACAGAACAGUAUGCUUCCUUCACAGAACAUGACAGAUAACCAGACCCAAACUAUAGAUUUAUUAAGUGAUUUAGAAAACAUCUUAUCAAGUAAUCUGCCUGGUCAGACACUGGACAAUCGUAGUCUUCUGUCGGACACGAAUACUGGACCUGACCCCCAGCUCGCAUCUGGCCCAACCCAGAAUCCUGCCAUCGAUUUUGAUAUUGAAGAGUUCUUUUCAGCCUCAAAUAUCCAGACUCAAACUGAAGAGAGUGAGCUUAGCACCAUGACCACUGAGCCAGCCUUAGAAUCGCUAGACAUAGAGACCCAAACUGACUUCUUACUUGCAGACUCCUCUGCCCAAUCCUACAGUUGUAGGGGAAAUUCUAAUUUCUUAGGCCUUGAAAUGUUUGACACGCAGACACAGACAGACUUAAACUUCUUUUUAGACAGUAGCCCUCCUCUGCCUCUGGGAAGUAUUCUGAAACACUCCAGCUUCUCCAUGAGUACUGAUUCAUCUGACACAGAGACCCAAACUGAAGGAAUCUCCGCUGCUAAAAACAUACCUGCUCUAGAAAGCAAGGUGCAGUUGAACAGUGCAGAAACACAGACCAUGAAUUCUGGCUUUGAAACCCUGGGGAGCUUGUUCUUCACCAGCAAUGAAACGCAGACAGCAAUGGAUGACUUUCUUCUGGCCGAUUUGGCCUGGAACACAAUGGAAUCUCAGUUCAGCUCCGUAGAAACCCAGACCUGUGCAGAACUACACACAGUCUCCAACUUCUAAAAGGGGAUCCACGUGUGGGAUGGCAUUUACAAUUUCCUUCUGGACUUAGAAAAUGGAGAAUGGGGACAACAGUAUUAACUCUAUUGAAUGUAGUUGAUAUGCAGUUGCUUCGAUUCUUUGAGGUUCUUUGCUUUUUGUUUGUACUUGUAAACAUGAAAUUUGUGUAUAAAUGUGAGUGUAUUAUAAAGUAAGAUGUUGAUCUAAAAAGAAUUGUAUUGUGUUGCCUACAUUUGCCCUUUACAGCUAGUCUUCCCAUCUUUAAAAAAAAAAAGGGGGGGGAAUUUCACACCUUUAAAACCCAUCUAGCCAUUUAGCUGAAGCCAAGCUUAACAGGUACUAGGGUACAAACUUUUGAAAUCUUCAAAAUAUUUUAGUAGAAGUGUGACUUACUUAAAUUGCACCUAAAAUAUUCUUAACAGUGCGUAUUAGAAAUUCCUGUUUCCUGAUAGUAAUAUCUAAAGAAAUCUGAUGCUGCAUCAUCAGAAUUAAACGCCAUUGCUUAGGUGCUUCGAGACUCAUGCUGCCUGCUGCUUUGACAUCUCCUUUCUGACUUGAAGACACAAAGGAAAACUACAUCUGCCUUUAGCUUUUCAGACAGUUUUCAUGUGGUCAUUGCCAUCCCUUCUCUACAUGAACUAUUGAUACCUAUGUAAGUGUACAAUACUUUCCUCACAAGAUGAGUCACUGUAAAAUUACUGCUUAAUGUAGUAGCAGCAAGCCCUUAGUGUAAAUAGUGAUGCGUCUUAUCUAAAUAACAGUCGUGGCUGUGGAACCACGCCUGUUGGUUCCUACUGGAGUGCACGCUACAAACAUCCCCUCCUAGACGCUCCAGUAGGCCAGGAUGGUGUUCCAGAGCUGUUUGUCAAAGUGCACCCCCAGGCUGGAUCUGAGUUUUGUCACUCUAAAUGUUAAAAAAAUAUAUCAUGGAAAGGAAAAAGGACAUUCCUCCCUAAAUUUCAAUACUUGGCAUAAGCUUGAAAGGGAAGAGUGCAAUCCACAAUUAUUUUAAAGUGAAUCUUCUUUUCAUCCACCUUUCAUCUUUUCCUUGAAUAAGGAAAGACAUUGGUCUAGCAAGAAUAUUAUUUGUGCCUUGAGGAUAGUAAUGAUAGAAUAGAUUCACCUUCUGCAUUUUGUUUGUUUAUUUAUUUAUUUAGAGAGGGUGAUAUCACCAGUCUUCUCCAAAGAAAACUGAGGUGGAGACCGAUGGCUUCCAUAAUCAAAGACAUCUAUGUUUUGAGAUGGGAGCGUGAUCAAGGAUGCUUGAGGGGUUUUCUGUAUUUAGGAGACCCUGAAUUCUUGAUUCUUGGCCAACUUUCAGGCAAGAGAAAAUCAGUGCAGCCUGUAGGUUUUCCAAGUUUAUCAAAACAUGCUCUGUUCCUUCUGUGGCACGUGCUUGUGCUGAUGAAGGCUGAAUCCUCAAAAUAAAACCUAAGAGAGGACUACCUGAUGGUGUUGCUAAUUCCUAUUCCAUAGAAGAAUUGUUGGUAGCGGAUACAUAACGUACCCCAGGUAGAUGAACUCGACCUGGUAGAUUAAAAGUUUGCUUUGGUCACAGUUGCUUAUGAAUAUGGGUUUCAAAACAAACAUAAAGCCUUAACUUAGGAUUUCACUAUGUUUUAGAUUUGUCACUGCCUUAAUGUUCAAACAUCUAUGUAGAUCCUCUCCAUAAAGGAGAAAUGCAUGUCUGUUUAUGGCUUUUCGUAAAUACAAAUGCAGUGAUCUAUGGCUUUAAAAAAUUUCUUCGUUUCUGUGACAGUGUUUGUUAACCCAGCCAAUAGAGUUACUUACAGAAAAAUGGAGCAUGUAAUAGUUCUUCAUGUACAAGAACUGUUUCCCCCCAAAACCUUAGUUACCUGAAUUGUUCUAAGAUUACUUGUAAAAGCUGAAAUUCAGUGAUUAA